Tetrahymena thermophila SB210 is the source of this 1218-nucleotide messenger RNA. Its product is annotated as phosphotriesterase-like protein, putative. The record is from RefSeq and is a predicted model, not a curated record. NCBI's taxonomy places the organism in Eukaryota, Ciliophora, Oligohymenophorea, Hymenostomatida, Tetrahymenidae. The transcript has a single exon. Gene Ontology annotation, molecular function: zinc ion binding. Gene Ontology annotation, biological process: catabolic process.
AUGGAAGAAGAAUAUAGUUAUAUAACAGCUUUAGACGUGGAAUUAAAAGAAGAAGACUAGGCCGAAAUUGGAUUUAUUCUUCCCCAUGAACAUAUUUUUUAAAAUCUAUCAUAAUUCGCUGACUAAAGUUUAGUUGAUUUUGAUAGUAUCUCUUUAUUUAAUAUCCAGCAGAUAAGAGACUAACCAUUUAGAUGCAACAGAAACUUAAAUCUUGACAGCGUUGAGGAAAUGCAUUUUGAAAUGCAAGAGCUAAUUUCUCAUCCUGUUUAUAAAAACAGAAAAGCACUUAUUGUGGAAGCUACAAACAAUUAAAAUGGAUAAGAUCAUGCAAAGCUCAAUGAAUUGGCUAAACUUCUAAAAAUUAAUUUAGUUAAAGGAUUUACUUUUGGCAAGGAUUUAAGCAAAAUAGAUCUUAAUGAUGAGAAGACUAAGGUUUUAUUUUCUGCAUAAAAUAUAUUAAAUUAGGUUGACUUUGAGUUUGAGUUAUGUACAAAUGAUCAAAAACCUUCUUAUAUUGGAGAAAUAGAACUUAGUGAGUUAAAUUUAGAGAACAAUUUGAUACACCAAAAUGCUUUAAUUGCUUAUUUGCACAUAAGUAAAGCAAAGAAGGUACCCAUAUUAUUCAAUCUCAAAAAUUAACCUACUCCAAACAUCGAAAAGUUAAUUUCUCAAAUGAAACCUGAGCACAUAGGUAGAAUCGUUCUAUUUAACCCCUAAUUUUAAUAUGAAGAAAAGAGGUUAGUAAUCGAAAAAGAGAACGAAUAAAAUCUUACUCUGGUUAAACAAAUUAAAAAUUUUAAGGAAAUCUUAAGCCUUCUCAAUUAAAAAUUUAUUCUUGGCUUUGAUAUAUUGAGAUAUGACUACAAUGAUCUAGUAGAUAUAACUAAAUUACUAUUGUAAAAAGGCUACUCAAAGCAAAUUCUCAUUUCUAAUGGAGUAAAAUAUAGAUCUGAUUUAAGAAAGUAUGGAGGAAAAGGUUUUUUUGCAGUCUUUGAUUUUAUUAAAGACACCUAAAUGAGUGAUUAGUAGAUUGAAGAUAUUUUUAAAAAUAACAUGAUAGCAGUUUUAUAAUGGAAUACCUUUAAGGUUAAAAUUCAAGAAAUCAAAUAAUGGAAGUGCCCGAUUUGUGGAAAAGAAUAACCAGAAAAUAUUUAAAGAUUUACUAAAUUAGGCAAGGAAUUCUGCUCUAUUCCUUGCUUAAAAAAGGCUGUAUUUUGA